UGGGAGGAGACAGGAGGAUGUUUAUAAAACUAUUUUCAUCCAGUCACCGUUUCCUAGCAACCAGGCAAAAGCAUCUGCGUUCAGGAUGACUUUGAGCAGCAGCUCAAGCCUUCCAAUGCUCAAGCCGGCCUGCAGGUACCAGGAAGAACAGAAGGGCCACAAUUAGCCUCCAGUUGGUGAGACGUUCUGGGGAGCGGGGGAGGAGUUUCUAGGCUUUGCAGAAAUUGCUCUUCCUAAAGCCUAUCAGGUGGAGCGCAAGCUACCGGUACCCGCUCAUCCCUGGCCUCCCGUCAUGGAAAAGAGGCUUGUAAAGCAGGAGGUGAAAAGGCUACUGGGAGAGUACAUUGGCAUCAGACUUCGGGAAAAUGAAUUUGAUCCAAAAGGAAGAGGCCACCUCACCUUUCUAGAUGAGAUGGUAAAGAAUGUCAUGCUGGCCCACUAUGACUUGGCCGCCAGUGUCGCUUGUCAAUGGCUAGAUCCCUCAGAAGACUUAACUUGGCUCCAGUGGGAGAAAGUGAAAACGCCACUUCAUGGCAGACCUCUGUAUCCAAACCGAAAAGAGCGAGAAGCGGUGAUCUUAUCAUCUUAUGCUGGAGUCUUAAUGAACAGUAUCCCAGUUGAGGAAGUCCUUAGAAUCUACGGGGCUCAUUCUUCUGCCAGUCCUGAUUCUACCAAGGUCUCCCGGGCUCUGUUACCCCGCCGCUCUCUGCACCCCUUUGCCAUGUUGACAGCACCCAACGCAGCCGAGUGCAACCGCAGACAGAGUGUCAAGUUGAGGAGAGGAGCAAUGUCUAAAAAAACCUCCAGCAGCAAUACAAAGAGAGCACUGGUCCCAAAUGGGAAUCCCGGAAAAGGUGCUCGUACACACACAGCUCAAGAACAGAGUCACUUAGAAAUGAGAACUAGUACCACGGAUGCAUAGCAGAGCCUCUGGAAGCAGACAGGAAGCUUCGCCUUAAAGCUGCGGUUGUCAACCACACACUCUCUGUGCACUUCGCUGUUGCUGUCCGCUGCAUUGGCUCUCAGGCUUGCUCUUGAGUUUUCUUCUCUUGGAAGCACAGCGCACACCUCUAUUUUGGUAAAAGGAAAAAAAAAUGUGUAUAUCCCAUGCUACUUCAUUGUAUGCUUGGAAGACUGAUGGAGCAUUCAGAGGGAGUUCACCGUUUCUGGAUGGGUUUAGACAAUCUGGUUUUGAUCCACGUUUUAGCAAAUGUGUAGCAUUAAAUAUUGCAUAGAAUGCUGGAGAAGGAGGCGGUUUUCCUAAGUUUCAACCCCACAUAAAAUUAAUUUCUCUUUAGCAUACUUUCCGAUAGAGAAAAUGUAAACUCAUUCAAUUUCAAUAAAGUUUGAAAAGAGAAA
Molecule: messenger RNA, 1359 nt
Organism: Peromyscus maniculatus bairdii (prairie deer mouse)
Lineage: Eukaryota; Metazoa; Chordata; Mammalia; Rodentia; Cricetidae
Source: RefSeq, a predicted model, not a curated record